Musca domestica (house fly) is the source of this 2321-nucleotide messenger RNA. Its product is annotated as protein spartin. Bases 386 to 2122 code for a protein of 578 amino acids. Gene Ontology annotation, cellular component: plasma membrane. The record is from RefSeq and is a predicted model, not a curated record. Gene Ontology annotation, biological process: negative regulation of BMP signaling pathway; cell division. The transcript is spliced from 4 exons. Lineage: Eukaryota; Metazoa; Arthropoda; Insecta; Diptera; Muscidae.
UUUAGUUAGUCGCAGAUUUAAAGAAGUCAAAUCAUCUUUUAAUACGAACAACGACCAGAUAAUUAUUAAAUAAAUAAAAAACAUAAAAAUCUACAAUGUUUUCUUAAAAAAAAAACAUGCUGAUAACAAAGUUAACUGUGCAAAAAUGAAAGGGAAAUAGAAGUAAAUUAACAUCAGUAACUGCUUAAAAGUUGAAUGGAAAAGUGGUUGGGCGCUCGAGGAGAACCAACAAGUGCAAAGUGUUUUUAAUUUUCCAACAACAACUAAAUAAAAUUCUUGCACAACGAAUAAGCUAAUUUGUAGCUAGCACAAAUCGAGACCACCAAACGCGCGUCAUAUUACUUUGCAUUGCAGCGGCGUCGUAAAUUCAACUUUGAUCAUAGCCAUGACCACAGAUGCUGAGUUUCUCAGCUCAUAUGAGCAGAUAAAGGAGGCCAAUAAAUUUGCCCUAAAACAGGUGGAGUGUGCCAUUGGCUUGGAAGAACUGGGCAAACCUCUGGAUGCAAUUAGAGCCUACGAAGAAGCCCUCAAGCUCAUUGAGAAAAGUUUCGCCAUUCCAGUGAGUCUGCCCGACAAUACGGAUAAUGUUGAAAAGGAAUGGAAUGAUGCCUGUUUGUUAAUACAAAAAUUGAAAGCGGCAAGAACUGAAGUUACAUACCGUUUAAAGAUAUUAAAACAACAACAUGCCCCCAUUGAUACGGACGCUGUGGAGGCAAGUGAACUUCCGCAAAGUGAUGAGCCACAGGCUAAGAAAAAAUCGAAUCUAUUGGAAAAUCCUCAAACCUAUUAUGAUAUUACCAACAAUGGUGGGGGUCCGGCGAAAACCUAUAAACAAAUAACCAAGGGCCUUAGGGAUAUAAUGGCCGAUCGCAGUAGUCCCGUGUUGUAUGAUACCCUGUUUCAGGCCAAGGUCAAACUGUACAAGAUAAUGCCCAAUGGAGAAGUCAGGAUGUUGGCUGGUGAAACUUCCAUGUCAUUGGUAAUGUGUACCAUUGGCGGUGAAUGGAGCUAUUUGAAUGGCCUAUAUUUCAUACAGUGUGCCAUCAAGGAUCCCAACAUUCCCAGUCCAAUGGAGGAGGAUGGUGCCGCCUCCUCAUCUGUACUCCCCCUAUCGAACUGUAAUGACAUGAUUUGGAUCUAUCCCUUGGUAUCGACUGUAACAACCUGCUAUCACACGGAAUACGGAGCCUUUAUAUUACCCGACUUGGAAUCCAAUGAAAUGGGUUCAGCAUUUGGUCUAAUACUUUGUCCUCCUCCUGAACUCUCCGAAGAGGCAUUUGCCGAUCUGCAACAAUUCUUUUUAGAUCUUCUAGAAGCUGUGUUGGCUGGCACGGUGGAACAAAUACCCGAAACUGCAUUUGGCCGUCCGCCACGCGAUACUAGCCAACAGGUUUCCAAAAAUAUUGUCACGACGGCCGAUUUCAUUGCCCGUGGCCUUAUCAAGGGUGCCGAAAAGACCGGAGAGUUGAUGAGAAAGAGUACACCGUAUAUUAUAUCAAAACUGAAACCAGCACCUGAAAAUCCACCACCCAUUUCACCGGCUGUACACAAUACAGUGGCGGUGGCCAAGGGUGUCACCAGUGCGGCGGUGGGUGUUACAGGUUGGGUAGCGAAUAAAGUCGGUUCGGCCUCGGUGGCCAUUGGUAAAUAUUUGGCACCGCACAUCCAACAUCAUGGAGCAAGUGUGUUACAGAAAACCUGUGGCCUAAAUGAAAAUGAUGCCAACAAGAAAAUGACCGAUGCCCUGACAGUGGCAGCUGGUGCCGUUGAGGGAUUUUCCACAAUCGUUGAUGGUCUGGAAAAAUCGGCAGCCAUUUUGGGCAAUAAUAUAAGUGAAAACUCGGUGAAAAUCAUCGAUCACAAAUAUGGCCGCCCAGCUAGCUCUGUUGCUGCCGAAACCUUCGACACCUUGGGCAAUGCCUUUGUCGUCAGUCGCAACGUCAACUAUAUGCUGCCCAAGGGUAUUGCCAAGAAAUUGGUGAAACAUUCUGGCAAAGCUGUGAUCGAAGAAUAUAAAUACAAACAUGAAUCUCAAUAUAUAACAGCUGGAGCGCUAUAUCCCGAUUUGAGGGUAUUAAAAGAAACAACCACAGCUAAUGUUUCUUCAACAUCAGCGAAUUGAAGUAAACAACAAUAAUAUGCCUAGUUUUACCCCGCUACCAAAUAAAAUAAGAAUUUAUAAGACGAAGUUGAGAAUCGAAUGUUUUUUGCAACUGAAUGAUAUUCACCCCCCCAUAUAUUGUAUUUGUUUUUUAGUUUAUUUAAGAUAUGUAUUUAGUUUUAAUGUAUAGUUUUUUUUUUUAAAGAAUUUAUUGUAAUUG